CGCGAUUUAAUUUAAAAAAUACUUGAAAAAGAGCACGUCGCCGCCUUCGUAGCGGAAGAGACGACGAAACCCACCGAUCGAUCGGGUCGCCUGAAUCUCCCGACGCCGGCAGCGACUUCGCCUGAUUCCAUACAAGCAUUUCCUUCCUUAUUUUUAUAGCAUCGGUGAGAUCUCCUUUCUUCACCGCUUCCAGCUGCGUUCCGAAUUCUUCUGCUCAUGUUUUCAUGGGUCGGAAUGACCUAGGGCGUGGGUACCGCGGCUCUGCCAUUUCCGGCGGUGGAGCUUCUGAUGUUCGAUUUGUUUCCCCUGUCCCUCCUUUCCCUGCUCUCGACCUUCCUUCGGUUCUGGCUCCCGGGGAGCAGUCGACGGCCGCCGGGCUCUCAAAACCCCGUCUUGCGAAUGCGAGGAAGAAGCGUGCAUCCUCCCGUGUGAGGGUGAAUGUGAUUUCAGGCACUGAGGAUGAAACAGGGUUCAAUCCCUUUCGUUACGGUGCGGCAGUUGCGGCAUCGGAUGCUCCCGGGCCGAAUGAGUUUGGAGGAACGCACGGGCAUCAGGAGAAGUUCAUUGGCCGGAAUCCAUUUCAUGCCAAAGAGGAGGAGAAAGUUUCAGAGAAUUCGGAAUCAGGUAAGUUUGAGUCUUUGAAGCAUGGAGUUGAUGCUGGUGGUUUUGUCUUUCGGAGUGGCUGUAAGACAAGCUCCAGGUUCGAGCAGAGCACCGAAUAUCGUUCUUCGGAGCUGGAGCAUAGUGAUUAUGAGUCUAAUCCAACGUCCAGAAAUUUAGGAGCUGAGAAUACUGCAUUUAGCCAUGACAGAAGUGGUUGUGAUGCUGCUGCUGAUAUAUUCCUGCUUGGGAGGGAAUUGAAGGAAGACACUAGUUUCGGUCAAACUAUGCCAGUGGUUGAUCCAAAUUUCGGUAAUUUUGCAUCAACUAAAUCUGAAAGUUCUGGAUUUGAUUUUGGUGCUGCAUCCUCAGCCAAUUUCAAUAGGGGUAAUACUGGGGAUCUGAGUAAGAAGGCCAGUUUGGAUACAUUUUCAUUAGUUGACAACAAGGAGAAAAGUUUGAAACCUAAUUUGGCUACUGAGAGUUUUGGCAAUCUAGAUUUUGGUAGUUCUCAGAUAGGGAAGUCUAAAAGUGUUCCAUUUACCGGAGAGGUAAUUAAUAGUCUUAAAAGUGGUAGACCUAAUAAACUAUCAAGCGAAACAUCUGCCUUUGUGGAUAGAACGCCCAUGCAUUCUGAUUCAAUAGGUCUGAGCACAGGUGAUACCUUGAAUUGUGGCAAGCUGCUGAAUCCUGGGGUUCCAUUUGUAAAUAGUUUUGUACCUAGAAAGCUUGAAAAUACCUUUGUUUUUGGGGCAAAUUCAACAAGAAAUUCAGAUUCAAAAGAUAGUGUUGCUAAGAGCACUAGACAACCUGUAAAAAGUGGAAUUUGUGAUGAUUUUUCUUCCAUAUUUAAUAGUCGUGUGCGGAUAUGUUCUAAUCCAGUUGAUAGUUCUUUUAAAGCUUCUGAUAGUCCUUCAUUCUCUAGUCUUCAUGAUCAAAUGGAGAAGCUGAAUUUGCAAAAUUCUGAUGAUGCUAUUCUUUUUGAAAGGAUUAACCAAGGCAAAGAGGAUACUAGACUAAAUUCUGCUAAUUUUUUCGUGUUUGGUAAUAAUAAUUCUGCUCUGAGUAGCUUUCAUGCUGAAUUAGAGAAGCUGAAUUUGCAAACUCCUGUUGAUAAUAUUAAUACAGAAAGGGGAAACCAAACUGUUGAGAGUGCUAAACUUAAUUCUAUUAAUCCUUUCAUGUCCCAUGAGUCUGUUCCUAGUAGCUUUCAAAAUGUAAUGGAGAAGUUGGAUUUGCAAAGUUCUGGCGAUGAUUUUGCUUCUCAAAAAAGAAACCAAGAUGAUGACAGCACAAAACAUGAUCCUGUUGAUGUUUUUGUGUUUGGUGAAUGUUUUCCUAGUAAUCUUCAUGAUGAAAUGGAGAAGAUGAAUUUGCAAGAUUCAGGUGAUGAUAUUUCUUCCGAAAUGAGAAACCAAGCUGAUGAGAGUACAAAACACAAGAUGGCUAGUUCUUUUGUGUUUGUUAAUGACAAAUCUUCUUUGACUUCCUCUGCCUGUAGUCCUGUAAAUCCAUCAGCUGAGAAGGAUAACAAAGUGGAGAUUCAUAGAGAGCUAGAAUCAGAUAAUGUCAGGACUGUCUUCAAUUUCACAGGUAUGCCAGAGCAAGCAGGAAUUGCACAAACAGAAUUUAGAAGUUCAAAAACUACAGAAGACGUAUUGAAGGAGAGUUUAUUUUCUGGACGAUGUCAAAAUAUGCCAUUCAUUGGAAGGAAGGGUGAUUGUAAAGAUUUCAGAAUGAGAAAAAGAAAUAGUAAACUAAAAAAUAUCAUUCUACCACAUCAAACCUUUGCUCAAACAUUUUCCUCCAUUGAAGAAGUGUUUGAAAGUAAAUAUCCAGAUUCUGUUGAUUGUUGCUUAUCGAAGGAUUAUUCUCCUUAUAAAGAGAACUUAGUUGCUGAACCAAGUUUAAGAGAAGAUUCAGUACCAUCAGGUAAAUCCAAACAUGUUGCCUCAACCCAGGCAUCUAUCGAUACACAAAAAUCAAUCCAUUUAGAUGAAAGUGAAUGCCUUAUUUCUACCACACAAAACUUGAAUAACACUGGAGAUGAUCCAACACAUGGUGAACUAAAUCAAAAUGAUUCCGUAGCUUAUUUAGACAGAGAAUUUGGUCUCAAAUAUUCAGAAAAAUUUGUUCCAAAGUCUGAAACUGAGGAUGUUGCUUGUGGAAGUAGCAUUGCUGCAACAGAGAGUGAACCUCUAGGUGCUGGUCAGGGAGGAACAUGCUUUACUUUCAAUUCUUCUGUAGAAGACUUUGAUGGUGAAAAUUUUAUGUUUGGUGCAUCAUCUUUGAUUCAAAGUCCAUUGUCAGCAUCAAAGUAUCAAUACCGAAAGAAAAACAAGAUGAAAGUUGUUCAUGAGAUUUUAAAUCCUAUUUCAAAUAUUGCUCCCAUGGAUUCAUCAAUAAAUAUUCUUCAAAUUCCCAGCAAGUCAAUGCAACCAAAUCAUGCAAGAGGAAAAAAAAAUGUGAGCAAUACUGGAGAUGGCACAAAUACCAGCCUGGAGGUCAAGAAAGAGUUCAUAAUUUCUGACCCUGGAAGAGUAGCAGAACAGGAAGCUUGUGAAAAGUGGAGACUUAGGGGUAAUCAAGCUUAUGCAGAAGGACAUCUUCUCGAAGCUGAAGAGUACUAUACACGAGGGCUGAACUCUAUCUUUCAGAAAGAAAAUACUCAAAGCUGCAAUCAAGCAUUGAUGUUGUGCUAUAGUAAUCGUUCAGCUGCACGGAUUUCCCUUGGAAGAAUGAGAGAUGCUCUUAAUGACUGUAUGCUAGCUAUUGCAAUAGAUUCCAGCUUCCUCCGGGCUCAAGUCAGGGCUGCAAGUUGCCAUCUCACACUGGGUGAAGUUGAUGAAGCAAUAAAUUUUUUUAAUGACUGCUUGCUCUCAAAACAUGAUGGGAACCUGGAUGAAAAAAUAUUGACACAGUCUUCUGAUGGACUUCAGAAUGCUCAGCAAGUGGCUGAUCACAUGAGCCAGGCUGAGGAGCUUUUACUCAAAAGGACAUCUGAUGGAGUGACAAAGGCGUUACAACUGAUCUCUGAGUCCUUAAUAAUAAGUGCACAUUCAGAAAAAUUAAUGGCAAUGAAAGCUGAGGCUCUUCUCAUGCUUCAAAGGUAUGAAGAAGUAAUCAAUUUCUGUGAGCAGACUAUGGGAUAUGCCGAAGUUAAUGCUUUAUCUUCUGGAGCCAAUUUACAGUCAAACAAAGAAGAUAACUCUGUAAAUCUCCAAUUUUUCCCCCUAUAUGGUUGGCGUUGGCUCCUAAAGGCAAAGGCUAACUUCUAUUUAGGAAGACUAGAUCAAGCCUUUGAAUUGUUGAAGAAGCUUGAACAAGGGAAAAGUAUAGUGGACAAGGAUAGCAGCAAAUCAGACUCUUCCACAUCACUGUAUGCCUCCGUAUGUGAGCUGUUACGCCUUAAAGCUGCUGGAAAUCAAGCCUUUAAAGAGGGAAGACAUCUUGAUGCAAUAAAGCAUUACAGUGCUGCUUUAGCAUUUAAUAUUGAAUCACGUCCUUUUGCAGCAAUAUGCCUCUGUAACCGUGCUGCUGCAUAUCAAUCUGUAGGCCAAAUUACUGAUGCAAUUGCGGAUUGCAGUCUGGCCAUAGCCCUUGAUGCUACCUAUCCGAAGGCACUUUCUAGAAGGGCUUCCUUAUAUGAGAGGAUCAGAGACUAUGAACAAGCAUCUAAUGAUCUGCGCAGACUUGUGUCCCUUUUGGAAAAGCAAAUUAAAGUUAAGGAUAACCAAGCUGGUACUUUGGAAAGUGCUGUCCCUAACCAAAGUGAUUUAUGUCAAGCUCGGUUGUGGCUUUCUAUUAUGGAGGAAGAGGCUAGGAAAGAUAUCCCUUUGGAUAUGUGCCUUAUUUUGGGAAUUGAAGCAUCAAGCUCUGUAGCAGAUAUAAAGAAGGCAUACCGAAAAGCUGCACUGAGACAUCAUCCAGAUAAGGCUGGUCAGAUCUUGGCCAGAAGCGAAAAUCUUGACAAGCUUAGGAGAGAAGUGACUGAAGAAGUCCACAGGGAUGCUGAUAGAUUGUUCAAGAUUAUUGGAGAGGCAUAUGCUGUACUUUUAGAACCUGCAAGGAAUAAACCUACUAAACUUUAAGAGAAUUAAAGUGACACUUGCCUCCCUUCGUCAAGGUUUAUGAUAGACAACAGAAUAGAAAAGAAGCACGAAAUGAGUUGCAUCUCGUUUGUCCAUAGGAUAGAUCACAUUUAUACUUCAUAAUUUUGAAUGGUAGUUAUGAAAAGAGAAAACGCACAUUGUACAUAAGGUACGUUUUUAUGAGGAAGUAUAGUGUGCUUGUGUUUGAUCUUAUGUUAGCAUUCAUGUGCGAAUGUGCUGAUGUUGGACAAUGGGAACUAUUUGUUUUGAUAAGUUAAUAGAUCUACCAAG
Messenger RNA from Zingiber officinale, 4982 nucleotides. RefSeq lists its product as uncharacterized. Lineage: Eukaryota; Viridiplantae; Streptophyta; Magnoliopsida; Zingiberales; Zingiberaceae. The record is from RefSeq and is a predicted model, not a curated record. Bases 225 to 4691 code for a protein of 1488 amino acids. The transcript is spliced from 10 exons. Gene Ontology annotation, molecular function: protein binding.